AUGGCUGAUGAUCAAAGAGCAAAAAUCAUAUCUCUUAACAGAAAGAGAGGUAGUAUAAAAUCCUCUUUAACAAAGCUGAACUCUUUUAUCGAAACGGAUGAUUCAAAGGAUUCAAUAGUGUAUCAAACUAAACUGGAUAAUCUUCUCAAGAUUAAACAAAACCUAGAACAGAUUAAAGAAGAGUACUUCGUUACAGCCGAGGAUUCCGAAUUACAAGAAUUGGAAGAUUCGGUAGAAGAAUUAGAAGAGGAGUGCGAAAGACUAGAGAAUGAUAAUUUAGAAAAAAUAAUGGAACGAUUUUGGCAAAUCGAAACAUUACAUGAAAAUCAAUUUUCUUUAAGUGAAGAUUCAAUUUAUUGUGAGAAACAUUUCAAGCAAACAUACAAACGCAAUGAGGAAGGUAGAUAUAUUGUGGAAAUGCCAAUAAAGGAGAAUCCCCCUGUGUUAGGUGAAUCAAAACAAAUAGCGCGAAAUCGUCUAGACAGUUUAAUUAAAAGGCUAAACAAAAACCCGCAAAUGAAAAAGCUCUAUUCUGAAUUCAUUGAGGAAUAUGCAGCUCUUGGUCACAUGGAAAGAGUAAUGGAAGAUGAAUUACCAGAAACUAAUUAUUUUUUACCUCAUCAUGGAGUCUACCGGGAAGGAUCUACAAGCACCCCUCUAAGAGUAGUCUUCAAUGCUAGCUCCCCUAGCUCUAAUGGAGUUUCAUUAAAUGAUUUAUUGUGUAAAGGUGAUGUUGUUGAGGACAUUUUUGAAUUAAUAAUAAGGUUCAGGACACACAAGUUUGCCUUUACAUUUGACAUUCAAAAGAUGUUUCGUCAGAUUUUAGUUGUGCCACAUCAAAGAGACUAUUUACGAAUUUUAUGGUUUGAUGACAGUUCCCAUCAAGAAGUAACAUUUAGAUUAAAAACUGUGACAUAUGGCACUUCAUAUGCACCUCAUCUUGCCGUACGCACCAUUAAACAAUUAGCUUUAGAUGAAGCGUCGGACUUUCCGUUAGCAUCGGAAAUGGUUUUACGCGACCUUUAUAUGGAUGAUGGGAUUACAGGCGCCCCGGAUAUCCAAACUGCUCAAAUUCUACAACAACAGCUGAUAAAAAUGUUCGCAAGAGCAGGAAUGUCCUUACAUAAGUGGACUUCAACCUCACAAGAACUUUUAAAUAGUUUUCCAACUUCUAAUCCUGAAAACACUUUUCCCAUAGAUGAGCAGGUCUCAAAGGCUCUUGGCAUGCAUUGGAAGCCUUUCGAGGAUUUAUUCAUAUUCACAGUCAAGUAUGAAAAUAAAUCUAUGCUCACGAAAUGA
Messenger RNA from Argiope bruennichi, 1299 nucleotides. RefSeq lists its product as uncharacterized. Lineage: Eukaryota; Metazoa; Arthropoda; Arachnida; Araneae; Araneidae. Bases 1 to 1299 code for a protein of 432 amino acids. The transcript has 2 exons. The record is from RefSeq and is a predicted model, not a curated record.